UGCGCCCGAUCAGUCAACAUCAAAUCUCAAUCUGCAAUUGUUUCAAAAACAUCACACCUGUUUCUCCAACAAACUAAAUCUGUCAAAAUGAUGAAGCUACUCGUUGUCCUUUUCGCCGCUUUGUUCGCCGUUGCCAUGGCUGUGCCAGCGCCUGUUGCCCGUGCUGCUCCCGCUCCAGUUCCAGUGGCCAGCCCAGACCCAGCACCUCAGUUCUAUUAUGGUGCCAGUCCCUAUGCCUACUCUGCUUACUCGGGCUAUGCGUCCCCAUACGCUUAUUACGGCUAGGUGACCCCAUCCCACUGAUAACUGGCCUUCACCCGGAUUGUUAAUAAUGGACAUGGAAAACACACGAACUGGCAAAUUUAUUUAGGUUUUUAGUGAUAAAUGCUUACGAAAACAAAAAAAAAAUUAAAUAAAUGUCUAAAAGAAACACAAU
Messenger RNA from Drosophila hydei, 436 nucleotides. RefSeq names its product neuropeptide-like 4 (gene Nplp4). The record is from RefSeq and is a predicted model, not a curated record. NCBI's taxonomy places the organism in Eukaryota, Metazoa, Arthropoda, Insecta, Diptera, Drosophilidae. Bases 88 to 285 code for a protein of 65 amino acids. The transcript is spliced from 2 exons.